AUGCUUAUUUUAUUAACAAAACAAUACUCAGACGAAGAAGAUUUUGGAUCAAAACACAUAAACUAUACAAGUAAAGGGAACUCAAAUUCAUUCGAAAAUAUAUAUCAAAAAAUCAACCUGGAAUCAUUUACCAAAGAAAUCAUCAAAGGGUUUCCGUCGAUUUAUUAUUUAUGCAAUCUGCCAAACAAUGAAACACUAUUCAUGAGUAUAGGAUUUAGCUCACUGAGCGCUGAUAAUCAUCUUUGUAUUGUCUCUGAUUGCAUUAAAAUCACAUUAAUAGCUUCGAGAGAAUUUUCAACAAUUUUAGCUGCGGAAUAUUAUGAAGGAAAUAUUUUUUUGAUUGAGAAGAAAGAAAUUUUCGAUCCUGAUUUUGAUAAAUCCAUAUGAUUUACUACAAAGUUUUAUCUGCAUAAAAUGCGCAUGAAAACAAGAAAAUGAUCAAGAUUGUCAGAAAUUCCUUGUAAAAAUUUAAAAUAAAAUGGUGACGCUGACGGAAAUCGGUCUCCGAGGCGCACCUCCUAUGGAGCUGGUAGGGCCAUUCUCUGAUGAAGCUGAGACACAGGGCCUCGUACCCUGUCUAGGCAGGCCUCCAGAUAUGGGGAAGCUGUGCCGAAAAGGGAAUUUUAUUUCUCCCCUGAAGGUUUUCCUGUCCCUGCCAGAUGGGCUAGAUAGGUUUUUGCCUACCACAUGGUCUCCCCGCAUCGGGCUAUUGGGACACUCCCAAGAAGAUGGCUCUGCCCAGAGGAGCUGAUCCUCUGAACAGGUGGUUCAGAACAGAAAUCAAGAUAGCGAUCGGCCUGGGAGUAUGGUCGCAUCAAAACCCGACUUGAAGUCGUCUUUCGAGCUGAGGUGUGGUGGUCCGAUGGUUCGCCCACGUAUGGCCAGAUAAAUUAAUCUUAAUCUGAUAAAAAUUAUCAAUAUUCACUCCUUGGAUUUUUUAAAAAAAUAAUAUUGGUAAGCGCAGAGAAUUGUGAAAUGAUUGAAUACGAUAUUUUCACAAGAAGCUUUUCAGUUUUGCCUCUAGAGCUUGCUAUCGGUUAUAAACUACUUCAGAAGAAUCAAAAUAAGCUAUAUUUAAUAAAUCUCCCAGGAAAUAUUUAUGAAAGUCAAAUAGCAGACUCUUAUAGCUGAAAUAUAAUUUGCACAAAUUCUAUAGAGUAUUAUUCAACAGAAAGUAUAGUUAAAGCUAAAAAUAAAGGCGUUUUGUAUUUUAUAAAACAAGAUGCAGUCUAUCAUUUUAAUUUUGAUGCAACUGGGAUUAAAAAAAUAAAUAAUCUUAAAAUGUAA
Molecule: messenger RNA, 1287 nt
Organism: Blepharisma stoltei
Lineage: Eukaryota; Ciliophora; Heterotrichea; Heterotrichida; Blepharismidae
Source: the annotation of a GenBank genome assembly